AUGUCCGAGACAGAAGCCAGGGUUUCGCCCCCAAAUGCGCCGGCGGACAAGUUUGAAGACGAAGACAGUGGAACCGAGCUCGAGCCCCACCCGACAGAUCCCAAGCUCCCACCGCGCAAGCGGUCCAAGGUAUCGCGCGCAUGUGACUCAUGUCGUCGCAAGAAAAUUCGCUGCGAUGCGGAGUUCAGCCUGACCACCAACCAGCUCACCAAAACGUGUACGAGUUGCUCCAAGUCCGGCGAAAGCUGUACGUUUUGCCGCGUACCCUUGAAACGUGGCCCAUCCAAAGGCUAUAUUCGCGACUUGGAAGAGAAGGCUGAGAUGAACAAGCACCCGCGCGACCUCCAGAAACUUCUCCCGCACCAUCCUCCGCUUAGCCAGGUUGCUAUGGGCACCCAGCCACCAAUUAUCUUGCCGCCGAUUAAUUCGUUUGUGGGAAACUACCAGCAGGCAGCUCAUGGAAACAACGCAAGUGACCAUACAAACAUGAACGAGUGUAAUGCGAGCCACAUCAGGUCAAGCUCGUUCAACGGUCAGAGACCCGGCUCGUUCAGCAAUGCUCCGCCUUCGGCGUCGCAUUCGGCAUCGCAUUCGGCAUCGCAUUCGUCUCAAUCCUCUCCCCGCACCAGCGUCGCGGGAAUCAUGAGCAAAAUGUUUAAUCACGUCAAACCCGAAACGCCACGCCAAGCCGACACCGUCCCUGGCUUAUUCUGGAAGGUUCCCUACGAAAUGCCGCUCGACCGCCGCGGCUCAGUCGACUCCGUCUCCUCUGCGAUAAGCGACCGCUUCAGUCCGCGUCUGGGCUUUGACUUGGUGUCCGACUCGGAAGACGACUACUCGCGCCGCCCGUACUCGCAGAGCGCGUCGCCGCGCAACUCGUUUUCGCAGCAUCCGUCGCGUGGGCCAUCCAGCCCCGCGCUCUCCGCAAACCUGUCGCUCGCGUCGGUGAGCGCGCGCAUGCAGCACACGACCCUCGCGCCCGCGUUCACACACCCCGCAGCCCUCGCGCCCACACACCCUACCGACGCCAAUCUCAACCUCUACUACUCCCGUUUCCACAAGAACUUCCCCAUCUUGCCCCUCCAGAAACAAACCAUCACUCACAUUCUCUCCCAAAUCGCCCCGUCGGACGACUCCCUUUACGUCUUGGACCUCUUCAACUCGGCCCUUGCUCUACUCCUUGACUACGAAAACCGCUCGGCGGACGACCUAAAGUUCCUCUUGUCCAAAAUCUUCUCCCUCUACCCCCUUAAGGAGUCAACUUUCCAUAACGAGCUCCUCGUGAUUGUGUACCUCAUGGCGUGUGUGUUGGUAAACUAUGCGUUGGUGCUCAGCGGCGAGUUUCUCUCCAUGGGCCUUAGCGUGGCCUUCAGCAUCUUCCACGACUUCAAGAUCUACAACAACUUCCGAAACCUCUCUGCUGAGUUGCUUGCAGAGCUGGCCAAUCCUGACAGCUUCAAGACGAUCACCGCCCGCUUGUACUUUAGCUUGAUGGUGCUCGAUACGACCUUUGCGCUCCAGCACGGCUUGCCAAACUCCGGUAGUCAGAGCAGCGCCGUGUUGGUGGGCUUUGAAAACGUCCACCAUUUGAUUCCGAUUUAUACUGAUAGCAUGGGCACGUUAAACAACUACAAGGUUGGGUUGGUGCUCGCGGACGUGGCCGCGCGACGCGCGUGCAUGCGUGCGUUGCGUAACGGUACCCGUGUGGUGCCCGACGAUGCGCUCGACUGGGGCCGCUACAACAUCUCGCAAAUCACCGGCGUUCCCGGUCUCUUUGUCAGUCUCAUCCGCGAAAAAUUCGAGCUCUACGACUUCCUAGUCGAGCUUGAGCCCCAUUUGCGCAAGCCCGAGGAUGACGAUGAGGAGGAGUUCAUCCAGGACUACCAGUUGAAGUUGUGCCGAUUGUGCAAAAAGGUCGCCACUUCCAUCGUGAACUUGCUCAACUUUGUGAGUUCCUUGCUUCAGGGGAGCCAGUUGGACUUGCUUGUGUCACCGUUCCUUCCUAUGGUGUUUUCGCAGCCUGUACGCCUCAUCUCCGUCAUCAAGCUGGUCGUGGAGUCGUUGGCGUACAACGCCGAUCUUGCGGGGCGGUUGGGAAAGAUCCGGCACGACUUGAUUGUGACGAACAACCUCUUGGGUAUUCUUAAAAUCCCCUUGAGUGCGAAGAUUCUUCUGAAGAAUAAGUUGAACGGGAACAUCACGUCCGUGCCUGCGAGCGUCGCUGCGGGCAGCGCGUGCGCACUGAUUGCGCAGUGGAAGCGCCGUGUCGCGGCGGAAAUUCUUCCGCUUUUGGCCCAGGAGGAUGCCAAUGGCUGGUUGUGA
Babjeviella inositovora NRRL Y-12698 is the source of this 2322-nucleotide messenger RNA. Its product is annotated as Zn(II)2Cys6 transcription factor domain-containing protein. The transcript has a single exon. Bases 1 to 2322 code for a protein of 773 amino acids. Gene Ontology annotation, cellular component: nucleus. The record is from RefSeq and is a predicted model, not a curated record. Gene Ontology annotation, molecular function: zinc ion binding; DNA-binding transcription factor activity, RNA polymerase II-specific. Lineage: Eukaryota; Fungi; Ascomycota; Pichiomycetes; Serinales.